Messenger RNA from Scaptodrosophila lebanonensis, 4838 nucleotides. RefSeq names its product MAGUK p55 subfamily member 5 (gene sdt). The transcript is spliced from 12 exons. Gene Ontology annotation, cellular component: adherens junction; plasma membrane. NCBI's taxonomy places the organism in Eukaryota, Metazoa, Arthropoda, Insecta, Diptera, Drosophilidae. Gene Ontology annotation, biological process: morphogenesis of an epithelial sheet; establishment or maintenance of polarity of embryonic epithelium; generation of neurons. The record is from RefSeq and is a predicted model, not a curated record. The coding region runs from base 515 to 4513 and encodes 1332 amino acids. Gene Ontology annotation, molecular function: protein binding.
AAAUUGUGAUUUACUAAUAUCGAAUAAUUUGUAUCCACCGAGACGAGAGUUACUAACUACGCAUAACGACGACGUCAUAAUACAUCAGUCCAGUGAUGGCCACCCAUAUAACAUAACAGCAGCAACAACAACAACAGCCGCAGCCGCAGCAGCAGCAGCAGCAGCAUCAGCUUCAGUAGGAGAGUCAACAACAACAACAAACGCUAAUAACAGUAAUCUGUUCAAAGCUGCUACUGCCGCCGCCGCAACGGCUGCCUAUGAACAGCAACAAUUACAAUUGCAGUUACAACAACAAAACAGUCCCACAAGUAGCAUAUCAAAAGGAAGAACUGAACUAUUGUUGGGCGAUCAAUCGCUGCGACAGGAUCCGCGGCCCCGUCGGCGUUCCGGCUCAAGCAUUGUUGUCAUUGACGGUGAUGAUCUGAAGCCAUGUCUGCCGGAUGAUUACAUAAGCAGCCAGCAUCAUCAGCACUACCGCACGCACUCGAGUGAUAUAAGGGAGAUUGAUCAGGAAAUGCUGACCAUGCUGUCGGUGAAUCAAGAUAACGGUCCGCAUCGUGAGAUGGCCGUCGACUGUCCAGAUACGUUUAUAGCACGCAAUAAAACACCACCCAGAUAUCCGCCACCCCGUCCACCACAGAAACAUAAAACAAGACACACAACCACCACCACCACAACCACAACCAGCUCCACCAACACCAAAACCACCUACACCAGCACCACCAUUUCCACAACCACAACCACCAGCACAAAAACUAAAAUUAACGAUGAUCAUGCUAACAAAUUGUUAAUUGUUGCAUAUCAUUCUUCACAUCAACAUGAACAACAACAACAACAACUACUACUACUACAACAACAACAACAACAACAAUCAUACCAUCCAUCAAAAACAACAACUACAACAACAACCACCGACACUACAAAACCAAUUGCACUCGAUGUGGCCACACAAAAUUUCUAUAAUCAAAAACAACAAACCAAAUUGGAACAAAUUGAAAACUAUGAAAAUUGCCUGCAAUCGGAACAACACGAACAGCAACAACAGCAACAGCUACAACACCAACAACAACAACAAUUGACGGUGGCAGCAGCUGUAGCCACCGCAGUUACAGCAGCCACCGCAGCAACAACCACAGCUUCACAAACGGCUCAGCAACAAACGCCCAGCAACAACAAAUUGCAAGUCACAUUGAGCAGCAAUCCGAACGGCAGCGGUGGCAGCAGCAGCAGCGGCAACAAUAACAACAACAACAACAACACAGAGGAGCAACAGCAGCAGCAACAACAAUUGGAAUUCAUGUGCGUGGUCGAUGGACUCUACAGGAAAGGCUCGAGCUCGCCAUCAUCGAGCACAUUCGAUGAGGUGCUGAGCAAGCACACACUGGAGUCGUUCGAAUCAAUUGCCUAUCGUCAUUUGCAGCAGCAGCAAACGACAAGCAAUAGCAACAACAGUGGCAACAGUGGCAACAGCAACAGCAGCAGCAGCGCUGAGGCUACGCCCAGCAAGGGAAAUAAUCACAACCGCAACCACAACCACAAUAGUAGCAGCCACAGCAAUUCGCUGAACAGCACACGAAGCAGCAGCAACUCAUCCAUGCACACCAGCAAUAGCAACAACAGCAGCAGCAGCGGCAGUGGCACCGGUAGCAGCAACAUACCCAGCGCUGCCUCCUCCAUGACUGCCACCACAACAACAACCACGGCCAGUGGCAGUGGCAGUGGCGCCUCAGGCACCUCUACCGUGCCCGAUGAUCUGAGCCUAGCACCACCCGUCUACGAGCCACAUGUGUCCGUUAAGGCGAACAACUCUUUGGCUGCCGGCGUUGCUACGCUGCUGCCGCCGCUGGCCAAGCAUCGGGAGUUGCCCGUCGAUGUGCCCGAUAGCUUCAUCGAAAUGGUGAAAACGCCGCCGCGCUAUCCACCGCCGGCGCAUCUAUCGUCGCGCGCCUCGCUGCUAUCGAACGUCUCAUCAUCGGCCUCGACGGUGCAGACGACUUUGUCGCUGGGCGACAACAACAACACAUGUACACUGCCCCUGGCCAUCGAUGCCAGGCGCAUCACCGAUGAGCUCAAUGGCAAUGCCAAGCCCGUUCCCCCGCCGCGUGAUCAUCUGCGGAUCGAAAAGGACGGACGCCUCAUCAACUGCGCCCCGGCGCCGCAGCUCCCCGAUCGUCAUCGUGUCGUGGGCAAUGGGAGCAGUCAGGGAGCCGUGGCACCCCACCAGCAGAUAGCACAGAUCGUGGAACCCACUCUAGAGCAGCUGGACAGCAUUAAGAAAUAUCAGGAGCAACUACGCCGCCGGCGCGAGGAGGAGGAGCGCAUUGCGCAACAAAAUGAGUUUCUGCGCAACAGUCUACGCGGAUCGCGAAAACUUAAGGCUCUACAGGACACGGCUGGCAACAAAUCACAGAUGCCGCAGCAGCAGCAGCCCACGGGCAUGACCAACAAUGAGCUUCUGACGAUGGCCGGUGUCGAGAACGAGGCCUACAUGGACGAUGAGACGCUAGAGGCGAGCAAAAUCAUAGGCUAUGGUGAACUGAUUGCCGCACUGACGCGUCUACAGAGUCAGCUGAGCAAGAGCGGCAUGAGCUCGCUUGCGGGUCGUGUUUCGACGGCGCACAAUGUGCUGGCCAAUGCCAGUGUGGCGCACGUGCUGGCCGCCCGCACCGCCGUGCUGCAGCGUCGCCGACCGCGUGUCUCCAGUCCUGUGCACGUGAGUGCGCUCAGUCUUCAAAAGGAUGUGGUGGAAAUGCUGACGCAGUCCAAUACAGCGGCGGCCAUCGAACUGGGGAAUCUUUUAACUAGCCACGAGAUGGAAGGUCUGUUUCUGGCGCACGAUCGCAUUGCCACGCACACAGACACCACCCCCUCGCCGACGCCAACGCUGAGCGGUCACAGCAGUCCGCUGUUUGCGGCAACCGCCGCCAAAUCGGCCUCGCUGCGUGGCACUGCUGUGCCACCACCGGUGGUGCCACCGAUACCACCGGUAGUCGGUCCACCCCCCACGCUGGCACAACGCGGCGCUAUGCCAUUGCCACAGCACGUUCUGGCCGCCGGCGGGAAAAUGGCGGCUGUAACGCCACCUCUGGUGCCAGCACGAAGCGACUCUCCGCCACCGAUGAGCGCCUGCUUCGGUACACUGAACGAUCAGAACGACAACAUACGCAUCAUACAGAUUGAGAAGUCGACGGAACCGUUGGGCGCGACGGUGCGCAACGAGGGCGAAGCGGUGGUCAUUGGGCGAAUUGUCCGAGGCGGGGCUGCCGAGAAGUCAGGACUCUUGCACGAGGGCGACGAAAUACUGGAGGUAAAUGGACAGGAGCUGCGUGGCAAGACGGUGAACGAGGUGUGCGCCCUUCUCGGCGCCAUGCAGGGUACCCUCACGUUUCUGAUAGUGCCCGCGGGCAGUCCGCCCCCUGGUGGUGGCGGCAGUCUCGGUGGCAUGGGUCAUCGCGAUACGGCUGUGCUGCAUGUGCGCGCCCAUUUCGACUACGAUCCCGAGGACGAUCUGUAUAUUCCGUGCCGUGAGCUGGGCAUUAGCUUCCAGAAGGGCGAUGUGCUGCAUGUGAUCUCGCGCGAGGAUCCCAAUUGGUGGCAGGCAUAUCGCGAGGGCGAGGAGGACCAGACACUGGCCGGCCUCAUACCUAGUCAGUCGUUUCAGCAUCAGCGCGAGACCAUGAAGCUGGCCAUUGCCGAGGAGGCUGGCCUGGCGAGAUCGCGCGGUAAGGAUGGCGGCAGCAAGGGGGCGACGUUACUCUGCGCGCGCAAGGGUCGCAAGAAGAAGAAGAAGGCCAGCUCGGAGGCAGGCUAUCCUUUGUACGCCACGACCGCGCCAGACGAGACCGAUCCGGAGGAGAUACUCACCUACGAAGAGGUGGCGCUCUACUAUCCCCGUGCAACUCACAAACGGCCCAUUGUGCUGAUCGGACCACCCAAUAUUGGCAGACACGAGUUACGCCAGCGUUUGAUGGCCGACUCGGAGCGCUUCUCGGCAGCAGUGCCACACACAUCACGUGCACGUCGCGAAGGCGAAGUUCCCGGCGUCGAUUAUCAUUUCAUAACGCGACAGGCUUUCGAGGCGGACAUCUUAGCCCGUCGUUUUGUCGAGCAUGGCGAGUACGAGAAGGCCUAUUACGGCACAUCACUGGAGGCCAUACGCACGGUUGUUGCCAGCGGCAAGAUCUGUGUGCUUAACUUGCAUCCGCAGAGCCUGAAGCUGCUCCGCGCCUCAGACCUGAAGCCCUAUGUGGUGCUGGUGGCACCGCCCAGCCUAGACAAGCUACGCCAAAAAAAGCUGCGCAACGGCGAGCCCUUCAAGGAGGAGGAGCUAAAGGACAUCAUUGCCACGGCACGCGAUAUGGAGGCCCGCUGGGGCCAUCUGUUCGACAUGAUAAUCAUCAACAAUGACACGGAGCGGGCCUAUCAUCAGCUGCUGGCCGAGAUUAAUUCGCUGGAACGAGAGCCGCAGUGGGUGCCGGCCCAAUGGGUGCAUAAUAAUCGCGACGAGUCAUAAACCAAUUGGCCAAUAAGACACACACACAGACACACAGUCUCAUAUAUAUUAAUAUAUAUACAUAUAUACAAUAUAUGCGAACUAUAUGCAUUCCUAUUUGCUUACUAGCGACGCAACACAGUGCUUGUCAAACUGUUUACCAGGGGGUCAUCAAACAUAGAAACAGCAACAACAGCAAAUCGAACCUAACUUUGUAAAUAAAUAUUUAAAACAACUCACAGUCGAAUAUCGAAGCGAGUAACCCCAAAACUGAACACACAUUCCCAACAACAACCAUUAAUAUAUUAUAUAUAAUUAGUUGAAAAACAAAGAAAAAGCAAAACAA